AUGUCUUCCAGGUACUUGCUAGUUUUGCUCCUGGGAGCGGUGCUUUUUGCCGCUGCCGUCCUCUCCGACGGCCACCACCCUUUCAAAAAAGAGCAUAAACCACACCACAAACACCACCACAAGCAUCACCCUGGUGGUCGCCGUCUCUUGGAGACCGUCGAAGCUGAGGACUCGCACAAGCCAUUCCCUAAACACAAGCCCCCACACCACGGCCACCCUCACGAGCACAUUCUUGUCGAGGAGGUUGAAAAGGAAGACUUCCACAAAAAGCCAAUCCCCAGCAAGAAACCGCCCCACCACCCCGGCCACUUGCUUGCCGAGGAAGUGGAAGCUGAUGAGAAAAAGAAGCCAUUCCCCGAGCACAAACCCCCAAAGAAAGGCGACAAGCCACCACCGAAGCACAAGCCGCCCCAUGAGGGACACAUUCUUGUAGAGGAGGUGGAAGAGGACUCAAAGAAGCCAUUCCCUGAGCACAAGCCACCCAAGAAAGGUGAGGAGCCCAAGAAGGGAAAGGGAGAGAAGCCACCACCAAAGCACAAGCCACCACACGAGGGACACAUUCUCAUAGAGGAGGUGGAAGAGGACUCUAAGAAGCCAUUCCCUGAGCACAAGCCGCCAAAGAAAGGCGAGGAGCCAAAGAAGGGAAAGGGAGAGAAGCCGCCACCAAAGCACAAGCCACCACACGAGGGACACAUUCUCAUAGAGGAGGGCGAAGAGGACUCUAAGAAGCCAUUCCCUGAGCACAAGCCGCCAAAGAAAGGCGAGGAGCCAAAGAAGGGAAAGGGAGAGAAGCCACCCCCAAAGCACAAGCCACCCCACGAGGGACACAUUCUCGUAGAGGAGGUGGAAGAGGACUCAAAGAAGCCGUUUCCUGAGCACAAGCCGCCCAAGAAAGGUGAGGAGCCGAAAAAGGGCAAGGGAGAAAAGCCACCACACGAGGGACACGUUCUAGUAGAGGAGGUGGAAGAGGACUCAAAGAAGCCUUUCCCCGAACACAAGCUGCCGAAGAAAGGCGAGGAGCCGAAGAAGGGCAAGGGUGAGAAGCCGCCGCACCACAAGCCACCACACAAGCCUCCCACUGAGAACUGA
This is a messenger RNA of Eucalyptus grandis, 1089 nucleotides long. RefSeq names its product early nodulin-75. The transcript has a single exon. The record is from RefSeq and is a predicted model, not a curated record. Lineage: Eukaryota; Viridiplantae; Streptophyta; Magnoliopsida; Myrtales; Myrtaceae. Bases 1 to 1089 code for a protein of 362 amino acids.